CCUACAGCCUCUCUGCUACUAGAGCAACCCACUACUUCAUCCCAUUCUCAGUAGCUUAACUUCUCUCACCCAAAACCACCCAAAACCUCCGCUCUUAUCGAAAUGUCUUCCAACUACGAAUCAGGCUACGACCCUUAUACCCCAGGCGGCGGACAUGCUGCUGGAGGAAGCUCAUCUGCGGCGGGUAACAACAAGACGGCUCAUAUCCAGGCUCAGAUUGAUGAGACCGUGGGAGUGAUGAGGGACAAUAUUCAAAAGGUCAAUGAGAGGGGAGAGAACCUCAAUGACCUGCAGGGCAAGACUGACAACUUGGCGGUAUCCGCUCAAGGCUUCAGGAGGGGAGCCAACAGGGUCCGCAAGCAGAUGUGGUGGAAGGACAUGAAGUGAGUAUCUGUAGGCGUGUGAAGCUGCGCCUGAGAUCACUCUAAGGCCAAUGCCAGUCAUCCUUUCUCGAAUCUAUGCUUACCUACUUGCCCAUCUUGUGCCCUGCUCUCUUCCUCAGGAUGCGCAUCAUCAUCAUCAUCGGUAUCUUCAUUCUGCUCUGUGUCAUCAUCAUCCCUAUCGCGGUCAAGGCCAGCAACUAAAGCAGCCUCUCCUGCUGACGGUGUC
This is a messenger RNA of Microstroma glucosiphilum, 609 nucleotides long. Its product is annotated as synaptobrevin. Gene Ontology annotation, cellular component: SNARE complex; plasma membrane. The record is from RefSeq and is a predicted model, not a curated record. Gene Ontology annotation, biological process: vesicle-mediated transport; vesicle fusion. The transcript has 3 exons. The coding region runs from base 103 to 387 and encodes 94 amino acids. Gene Ontology annotation, molecular function: SNAP receptor activity; syntaxin binding. NCBI's taxonomy places the organism in Eukaryota, Fungi, Basidiomycota, Exobasidiomycetes, Microstromatales, Microstromataceae.